Coccomyxa subellipsoidea C-169 is the source of this 2118-nucleotide messenger RNA. Its product is annotated as delta12 fatty acid desaturase. Gene Ontology annotation, molecular function: oxidoreductase activity. The transcript is spliced from 8 exons. The record is from RefSeq and is a predicted model, not a curated record. Gene Ontology annotation, biological process: lipid metabolic process. Lineage: Eukaryota; Viridiplantae; Chlorophyta; Trebouxiophyceae; Coccomyxaceae. The coding region runs from base 101 to 1261 and encodes 386 amino acids.
UGAAUUCUCAACACUACUUGUCCUUGGAUAAGGUGCUUCUCAUUAAGUACUUUGGAAACGAUUACAGUACUGUCAUCAGUGGAGCUUAUAGCUUCGAAACAUGGGAAAAGGUGGGUAUGCAGUAGGAGAGGUAUAUUCGAUCCAGCCGCUUGUCAAUAACCGACAACCCAUAGAGAAACCCCCCUUUACAAUCGGCACACUCAGGAAGGCAAUUCCGCAGCACUGUUUCAAAAGGUCACUUCUCACAUCGUCUGCGUACUUGGCCGCAAAUUUGGCAGCGGUUGCUCUUCUCUACGUUUGCAGCACUGCGAUUGACACUCUGCCAACCUGGGCACGGCUGAUAUCGUGGCCUUUGUACUGGUUUUGCCAGGGAGCUGUAUGUACGGGUGUCUGGGUGAUUGCUCACGAGUGUGGGCACCAGGCCUUCAGCGAGUCACAGUUGGUGAACGAUGCAGUGGGGCUGGUCUUACAUUCGUGCCUGCUGGUCCCUUACUAUUCAUGGAAGCAUUCACACAGGAGGCAUCACUCCAACACUGGCAAUGCAGCCAAGGAUGAGGUGUUCGUUCCAGAUGUCAGGCCUGUGGAUCAUGAGGAGAUGAGCUUCAGAACGCUCGGCCCUGUCCGGCUGCUGGAGAUCCUCUUUGUCUUGACAGCUGGCUGGCCGUUGUACCUGCUCUUCAAUAUGUCUGGCCGCGAGUAUGAGUCAUGGGCAAACCACUUCAGCCCCUACUCGCCCAUCUACAGCCGCCGCGAGCGCAGCGAGAUUCUUAUCAGCGACAUUGCUCUGGGCCUGGCCUUCGCGGGCCUCUCUUGGCUGGGCAGCACCUUCGGCUGGCUCUGGCUCCUCAAGGUGUAUGUGGCGCCCUACCUGGUAGUGAACGCGUGGCUGGUGUGCAUCACGCUGCUGCAGCACACGCACCCGGCGCUGCCGCACUACAGCGACACCGAGUGGGACUGGCUGCGCGGCGCCCUCUCCACCGUCGACAGAUCCUAUGGGCCCCUGGACGUCGUGUUCCACCACAUUGCAGACACCCAUGUAGCCCACCACCUCUUCUCCACCCUGCCCCACUACCAUGCGCAGGAGGCGACAAGGGCGCUGAUCCCUGUGCUUGGGAAGUACUACAUGCACGACAGCCGCAGCGUGCCACGAGCCAUCUGGGAGGACAGGCAGGCCUGCCGCUGGGUGGCGCCGGACAAGGACACCCCAGGCAGCGGAGUGUUCUGGUUCAAGCAGUUCAAGGAGCAGAAGAAGUCCGACUAGGUUCCCCUCAUUCUAGGCAGGCUCUGUGUAGGCCAGUACGUCCUGUGAGGGCCCCUUGCUGAAGGCUGCAGCUUUCUUAAAUGCAAGAAUCGUGGAUCUUCACGGUCAAUUUCAUACUGAAAUUGUUAGAUGUAGCUCAGAGGUGUCUCUCUGGAAUUGGCGUUGAAGCGCUGCCGUUGUGCCCGGCUGCCAGCUUCUAGAGCUGUUUGUUGCCACAUGGCAUGUGCAACUGCAUUGAAAUGGCCUCGUUUGAAGGUAUGGCAUGGCAAGGUUUCUUGACAUUGGAGAAAAAGGCAUUGUUUCUUGAUAUUUAAGGAAAAGGCAGGAGGGCUCUGCACAAGCAUACGUCUUGGAGACUCCUUCUUGUAUAUCAGGGUCUUAGUAGGCUUCAUUGGUACAUAUCAUGUCUGUGCUAUAGGCACGAAAGAAUGUGUGAACAGGGCUGGAUAGGGCUUUUGUGGCUGCAAUUCUUUCAGAGGUUGAUUCCUCCAUGGUAAGCACCAGUGUACAUCAAACUCCUGAUCAGCGGAUGAUGCUUGAGUCUACCCUUGUGCUUGAGAGCUGAUAGCAGUACUGUUAGUGUAGUGCAAUUGAACCAUCCUUCUACUGUCAAGGUGACAUGCAUGGUGAUGCAGAACGGUUAUUCCAUGUCUGCCUCAAGGCGCUAGCGCCCUCACCUGGACAAAUGUGAUGAGAUCUCGAAGAAGACGAUUCCAAGUAUCCCAAUGACCUAAAAUUGAAGUGCCUGAUUUAUUUGAACAGUCCUACUGCAUAGGAGUUGCGUCAGGAUAGAAGGUGUCCAUAGUGGCAAAGCAGGAAUGUUUUCUGCAGUGUGAUAAGUGUAAAGCCACAGUGAG